UGUGUGUGCACGACCCACGCGUGCACGUGGGAGCCCGGCGCCCCGGCCCCGCACGGCGAGCUGGCGGGCUCAGGAGCGUGACAUCACAUCGCAGGCCCGCGGUUGGCCGAGCCCGGGCUGAUGUCAGCCGGAGCCGCCAAUCGGGUCCCAAGGCAGCCGGCCGGGGCUGCGGGUUCGGGCCCGGGCUGCCGGCCGCGCUCAGCCGGGGACGGGCGCAGGGGGCGGCGGACGCGCAGCGCACAGGGGGCCGCCCGCAUCCCGCUGACCCGCCCCGACCACGGGCCCGGGACGCCGCCCCCUGGAGCCGGGGCCAGGCGCGGGGCUCGGGCAGGGUCCCCGCGGGCUGCAGGCGGAUGCCAUGGACCGGGAGCGCUGGCCAGGCAGCCCGCCCGCGCAGCUGGUCUAAAAUGGCCCUGCUUGUCUCGCCCCUCCUCCUCCUGGCCCUGCUGGCGCUCAGGACCAACGGCUGCCCCGCCACUUGCCGCUGCUACAGCAUGACCGUGGAGUGCGGCUCCCUCGGCCUCAAGGAGAUCCCGGCCAGCAUCCACCCCUCCACCCAGACCGUCUUCCUGCAGGAUAACAGCAUCACGCAGAUCCACCAGCAGGACCUGGCGGCGCUGCGGGGCCUGCACUACCUCUACAUGCAAAACAACACCAUCUCGGCGCUGGAGCCGGGCGCCUUCCGGAGCCAGCGGCACCUGCUGGAGCUGGCCCUCAACGGCAACCGCAUCCACCUCCUCAACAGCAGCAUCUUCAAGGGCCUGGAGCACCUGCGCGUCCUCUACCUGGCUGGCAACCAGAUCACCAAGCUGCUGGAUUUCACCUUCUGCGACCUGCAGAGGCUGCAGGAGCUGCACCUGCAGGAGAACAGCAUCGAGACGCUGGAGGAGCAGGCGCUGGCGGGGCUCUCCUCCCUCGCCCUACUCGACCUCAGCAAGAACAACCUGCGCACCAUCAGCCGUGCCGCCCUGCGCCCCCUCAUCAGCCUGCAGGUGCUGAGGCUGACAGAAAACCCCUGGCGAUGUGACUGCGCCCUGCACUGGCUCGGCGCCUGGAUCAAGGAGGAAGGGCAGCGUCUCCUCAGCUCGCUGGACAAGAAGAUUGUGUGCUCGGAGCCCCCCCGCUUGGCCUACCAGAGCCUGCUGGACAUCUCUGGGAACAGCCUGAUCUGCAUCCCGCCUGUGGUGCAGGUGGAGCCUCUGGAGGUGACGGCCCGGCUCGGGGACGACCUGCGGGUCUCCUGCCAGGCCUCUGGCUACCCGCAGCCGCUGGUGAGCUGGCGGAAGGUGGCCCAUGUGCGGGCAGGGCCCGCCACGGUGAGCGCCAGGCCGCUGGGUGGGAGGGCGGAGCUGCGCGAGCGCAGCGGCGGGGAGCGCUUCGACUCGGACACGGGCAGUGGAAUGCUCUUCCUCAACAACAUCACGGUGGCCCACGCCGGCAAGUACGCGUGCGAGGCCUCCAACCCGGGCGGCACGGCCCGCGUGCUCUUCCACCUCACGGUCAACCUCUCCCAGCAGCAGCCGCUGCCGCCGCUGCGCGCCUACCCGGCCUCCGUGGACGUCAGCCAGGAGCCCCUCUACGACAUGGAGAGCAUGGACUUCAACGCCCUGAGCAUGGCCACGCAGACGGCCAUCGCCGUAGGGAUCUCGCUGCUGGCCCUCGUCGCCCUGCUCCUCAUCGUCAUGAUCUACCGGAAGCACCGCAAGCGGAAAAAGGCCAAGAAGGAGGAGAACAUCCUCUACGUCAACGACUACUCGGACGGGCCCACCACCUUCGCCCAGCUGGAGGAGUACCGCGAUGAGCGGGGCCACGAGAUGUUCGUCAUCGACCGCACCAAGCCGCUCUUCGCCACCUACAAGGACCCCGAGGGGCUGGCCGGGGCCUUCCCGGGGCUUCCGGAGCCGCUGCAGGACCAGGCCACGCAGACCCUGGAGGGGGAGGAGGAGGGCGAGCGGGAGGCCAGCGAACUGUUUGUCAAUCAGGGACUCGCGUUCCAGCCGCAGAUCGCCUACGAGAUCCACUGCUGAGGCACCGUGGGGAGAUGGGGGCGUUAGGGCAGGGCAGUGGGACAGACCCCCCCGUCCCCACUCCAGUGUGGAUGUGACCCCGACCGUUCUCCUGCGUCCCUGUAGCUGUGAUAGCUCUGCCCCGCUGUGAUUUAGGGCGAGUAGAGAGGGAGCCGGGUCUGUCCUGGUGGAGCUGCCUGGGCAUCACCAGCACCGGGCAUGGUUGGUUCCCAGGGGUGCGGGGGCUAGACAGGCCGUCUGCCCAGCCAGACGGCUGCAUCGCAGGGUGACCCUCAUUUGCUCCCGGACUCCCCUGCACGGCUAGAGACACUGUGAAGCCACCUAGGGCCCCCAGGGCGUCGCCGGCCUGGCCAAGGGAGGGAAACGUCUCCCAGAGCUGAAAGAAUCGCCGGGGGCGGGGGAGGGGGUGUUUUUUAAUGAAAGAAAUAAAAUUGCGUCACUGUCAGGA
Messenger RNA from Chrysemys picta bellii (western painted turtle), 2475 nucleotides. RefSeq names its product leucine rich repeat containing 24 (gene LRRC24). The record is from RefSeq and is a predicted model, not a curated record. Gene Ontology annotation, molecular function: protein binding. NCBI's taxonomy places the organism in Eukaryota, Metazoa, Chordata, Testudines, Emydidae.